Molecule: messenger RNA, 2015 nt
Organism: Fusarium odoratissimum NRRL 54006
Lineage: Eukaryota; Fungi; Ascomycota; Sordariomycetes; Hypocreales; Nectriaceae
Exons: 2
Coding region: 1064-1774 (236 amino acids)
Source: RefSeq, a predicted model, not a curated record
CAUGACUUGCAGGUUGCAGGGCUCGCGAUUGUCAAUUCUGCGUCAUGCUCGUCAGCUUUUGAAACAGCAGAGGCUUUGCUGGUCGCUUGAGGUCUUUUUGUUGGGUCAUCGACCGAUUAUUCAAUAUUAACCACGGCUUAUUGUUGUUGAACAAGAACGUUUCCUUGCAUCACUGGACAUUUACUGUCUGGUACUGAAGACAGAGCCUCUUUACGUCUUCACCAAUCUCGCGUCCACUUCCCCGGCAAAACCAAGUACCGGUACUAAGCCCAUCCUGUGUCUCACUGGUUCCGGCGGUCCACCCCUCAAGUCCUCUGUUUUCCAGAUCGGUGGCUUACAAUUGAAGCUUGUGGUUCCUUCGAGGAGCUCCCGACCCACCAAAGCUCCCUCUUGGUUCCCCGCAAAGCACGCAAACGCCAGCUGGGAAAAAAGGACUAGGAACUGGGAUCCUUGACCCAGAGACCAAAAGCCAAUCCGAGAUGACGACCAAGUCCGUCCCGAUCUACAGAGUUCACACCGUCAAGUACGGGUGUUCCUUGGGCUAACCUCACAGUCCACAGAGUCGCAGUCGAGUGACGAAAGGGCGCUUUUCCUUGGCCCAAUGCGUGCUAUGCGUUCUCCUCUUCCAAUUCCCUUGCUCAUCCCGUCCAAGUAUCUCGUCACUCGUUCCCCGCGGGCGAGGGACCUCGAUGCUGUUUGUGCGCCCUCCGCCUCGGCCUCGGAGCUACCCAUGCCUUACCAAUUUGCUUCUGGCUUCUCUCUCUGUGUCUAUGCUGCUUCUGUUUCUCGGCAAAGUGAGGUAGCUGUGGAUGGACAUGGCUUUGUGGAACCGACCGUCGUGACUUGCCUCGUGCCUUCCUCUGCCAACCUCACUCCCCUUCUUCGUGUCUCGUUCCCCGACUUUGACCUCCUUCCUACAUCAACAUUGUGAAGCUUCCUCACUCUUGUAGCCUCAGAAAUUAUCGCAAAUAUCUCUCGUAUCCAUUAUCGACUUCGCCGUGUCGCGCAAAAACACGCUUAUAAGCUAGAGUCAACUUGCGACAGCAAUUGUUACGUCAUCAUCAUGUCGGACGGAAUCGCUCCAGCUAUAGACAAAGUCGGCGCACCUGAACCCACGGCCCCCGAGGCCGAGGCCGGCGCUCCCACUUUGGACACAGCGACAGCUCCUUCGGAGCCCGCCAAGCCGGAGGAGACCAAGCCAACUGACGGAGCCGGUGGUCUCCGCGCCCCGCCGAAGCCCGUCGAGGUUGCGUCUGUGCCAGAGACACCCGUCAACAACAUGACACCCGCAGGUGGCACUCCACGACCCGUGCUCAACCUCGAAGAAGAACCAAAGGAAACGCCAAAGAAUGAGGAUGAGAAUGCGUUCAUCACUGAUGCUCCAACUUCGGCGCCUGCUGUCUCCGCCCCAAAGGAUGUCCCUAUGACUGACAAUGCUGCGGACGACAAGCCCGCGGGCAUCAACGGCGCCAGUAAGCCUGAAGUCAACGACAUCGCCGAAGCGGCUGCAGGCGAAAAGCGUAAGGCUGAGGAGCCUCUUGCCGCUACCAACGGCGCAUCCGCCCCCGAUGCGGCAGAGAAGUCGGAAUCGGAGGUGCGUGCCGAGAAGAAGGCUCGCGUUGAAGACGUCGCAGAUGAGCCGACCGCCACUGAGAAUGCUUCGCCAAACGGUAAGCACGAAAACGGGAAAGCUGCGAAGAAGGACAAGAAGGCCACCCCGGUUGCUGGGAAAACGGCACGCAAGACGCGAAGUCAGGGUCCUGUUGAGGUUUAGCAGCAAUGCGAAAUGACAGGCUUUUCCUUGAUCUAUCAUGAUGGUUUAUGAAUGCUGCGGCACAUAAGUUAGGGGUGGGACGGCGAAAAUGGCGGAUGGGAACGGGAAAAGGAACAUCAUCCCGAGAUCUGCCUGGUUCAAGGAUUUGUGGGUAUAUUUGUGCGUCAGGUAGUAAACAUUGUUUGCAUUUGCCAUUUCAUUAAUUAUACAGUGCUCUAUUGAUUAGGAUGCUCUAUCAGCG